UCAACAAAAGUGACGACAACACACAAACCGAAGCUAAAACAGAAAAAAAAAAAGAUUGGGGUUCUCAGGCUUUUUUGUCGUCCCCUGAGGCCUUCUCAAAAGUGCUUACCGCUGUAUUUGUAGGUGACAUGCAAACAAUCUCUCACUCUUUUACAUCUGAAGGAGGAGGUUGGCCGAGGCUUAGGGCUUAGGGAAAGACGUUGCUCGCUUUGCCUACGUAAUGGCUUUCUCAUGUAAAACUGGCUUUUCUGCGGUGGUAUAUUGGCCGUGACGGCGCAGCACCUUGAGUAAUGAUGAUGACAAUGGCAAGCAAAUCCUGCCUGCUCUCUCUGCUCGGGGCUCGGCUGCUUUUCCUUAACCCACUCAUUUGCACAUCCAGGAAGGGCUUUCCCCCAAUCACCUGAAGAAGGCCAAGCUCAUGUUCUUCUACACCAGGUACCCCAGCUCCAACAUGCUCAAGAUGUUCUUCUCGGACGUUAAGUUUAACCGGUGUAUCACGUCUCAGCUGAUCAAGUGGUUCAGUAAUUUUCGGGAGUUCUACUACAUCCAGAUGGAGAAGUUCGCCAGGCAGGCCAUAAACGACGGCGUGACAGGGGCUGAAGAGAUCGCCGUCAGCCGAGACUCAGAGCUCUUCAGAGCUCUCAACAUGCACUACAACAAGGCCAAUGAUUUUGAGGUUCCUGAACGAUUCCUGGAGGUGGCUCAGAUAACGCUGCGUGAGUUCUUUAACGCCAUCGUGGCCGGGAAAGACGUGGACCCUUCCUGGAAGAAGGCCAUCUAUAAAGUGAUCUGCAAGCUGGACUCAGAAGUUCCAGAGGUCUUCAAAUCUCCCAACUGUCUCCAGGAGCUCCUUCAUGAGUAACACUUCCCCCAAACCUCCUCCACUACAUUUGGUCAAUUCGAUUGAUUCUUUUUUUUUUUUCUUUUUAAUAUUAUUCCAGUUUUUUCUGUUCUUUUUUUUAUUUUAUUUUAAUUUUUUUUAAUGUAAGGCAUAUGAAGUAGCAUUCCUGAGCUUUUUUUUUUUUUUCUUUUGCUUUUUGCUUUCUUUUUUCUUUCCCUUGGGGUGAUCUAGUUAAAUUUUGAGAUUUCUUGUCAUUUAUUUUACAUUAUUCUUUUUCAUGUUUCCUAUUUGGAGGGACUUUGGUCCCACUAGGGCCCUUUGACUUUUUGCUUGCUCGCUCUGGAAUUAUGGGUGAAUCCUCUUGAAAUCCCGAUACUGAAGCCAAACAACUCAGUGAACUGGUGUGACUGACGACGUGGGCUUGUUCAAACUGACGUUUUGAAGUGUGUAUUUCUCUGGAGAAGUGGGCAUUGCAUUUAUAGGGUGUAUAGAAUUAUUAUUAUUAUUAUUAUUAUUUCUAUUAUUAUUGUUAUUUUAUUACUGUCGGUGUUCUUGUUGUCGUUGUUGUUGUUCCUGCUUGGGUAAGACUGGCACUUGGAGGUUUUUCUUUCAUUCUUUCUUUUAUUCUUUUCUUUCUUUCUUUCUUUCUUCCUUUCUUUCUAUUCUUUUUUUCCCUUUGUUUCAUGAUAAGAUUGCAAGAAAGUAAAUUAUUAUUCCAAAAUGUAAAUCUUUAACUAUAUGCAAAACUAUAUUACAGACUUUACAUUAGAAUAGCUUUUCAUUAAGUCCUCACCCUGGAUUUUGGUUUAUAUGGGUCCAAGAAUUGACAUUUUUGGCUGGCUUUGAUUGACGGCCCAAUGCACCAAUCACAUUUGAAAGGGUACUGUAACCCCGCCCCUUUUUGAAUUAUAAUUUGCUGCACAGCCUGCUUUUUUUUUUUUUUAUGUUUAAUGCAAUGGUCCAGUCCCUCUGAAGCACACACACACACACACACACACACACACACACACACACACACACACACACACACACACACACACACACACACACACACACACACACGCACACAGACACACACUGUCCUGCUUACUCAAAUGCUUUGUGUGUAUGUGUGUAGCACUUGCUCUGUUAAAGAGGUGUCUCUUUGCGUGGUGAACAAGGAGGUCAUCAUCACAGAACUUAUGUCACAUCAGAAUUUCAAUUCGGUCACUGUGCAUUUCAAGAACACACAUUUAAAUGCCCUUCAACACACAUCUCAUUCCAGAGGAGUCAUAUGAAACCUUCGAGGAAGUGUGUGUGUGUGUGUGUGUGUGUGUGUGUGUGUGUGUGUGUGUGUGUGUGUGUGUGUGUGUGUGUGCGCACACUAUUUUUUUUCUGCUGUGUGGUAAUUAGCUCAGUAUUUUUAUGGUGUUUCUUGAAUACUGACUUGUUAUGAAAUUAAAAGGUGACCAUGUUUGAAGAGGACACAUUACAACACGAUUUCAAUCCUUGCAUAUGAUCGAUUUAUUAUUUUUUUUUUCCUGGAUGUUACGAUUUGAAAGUUUGUACUGUAUGGAUAUGAAUUUAAAAAAAAUGCACUUACCUGUUGUUCAGUGAAAGCAAUGACAUUGGAUUUUAUUUAAUAAAGAUUGAAAAUAUACUUGAAACGAA
Molecule: messenger RNA, 2491 nt
Organism: Tachysurus fulvidraco (yellow catfish)
Lineage: Eukaryota; Metazoa; Chordata; Actinopteri; Siluriformes; Bagridae
Product: prospero homeobox protein 1-like
Exons: 3
Coding region: 419-862 (147 amino acids)
Biological process (GO): regulation of transcription by RNA polymerase II
Cellular component (GO): nucleus
Molecular function (GO): DNA-binding transcription factor activity, RNA polymerase II-specific; RNA polymerase II cis-regulatory region sequence-specific DNA binding
Source: RefSeq, a predicted model, not a curated record